Messenger RNA from Astrephomene gubernaculifera, 1630 nucleotides. Lineage: Eukaryota; Viridiplantae; Chlorophyta; Chlorophyceae; Chlamydomonadales; Astrephomenaceae. The record is from the annotation of a GenBank genome assembly.
CGCCUCCCUCCCUCCCCGCCUUACCCCCUGCGCCCACCAGGAGCUGCUCCUGGACGCCAACCAGCUGGGCGAUGCGGCGCUGCGGGAGCUGGCGGCAGCCGCACUCCCGCGCAUGCAGCAGCUGCAGAUCCUGCACCUGCAGCAGAACCCCAGUCUGGGCCCCGACGGCGCCGCGUCGCUGUCCUCCGCGCUGCCGCACCUGACGGCGCUGCAGCAGCUGGACCUGUCGCACAGCCACACGGGGGACAGCGGGGUGCGGCACCUGGCCAAGGCGCUCUCCGCCCUGCCCUCCCUCGCCCACCUCUCGCUGGACAGCUGCAAGAUCGGCGCCGAGGGCGCAACCCACCUCGCCGCAGCCCUGGGCCCUCCUCCCUUCCCCCAACACUCCGCUCCCCAUCCCUCCCAGCAGCAGCACCCGCGCAAGCAGCCGCCCCCGCCCUCCGCGCACAUUCCCUACCAACCGCCGCCGCCGCGACUCACCCGGCUGGACCUUGCAGGCAAUCAGUUGGGAGACAGAGGGGUGGCGGCCCUAGCGGAGGCCCUGGGUCGUAAUGCCGUACUGGCGUGUUUGGAUCUGCGGCGCAAUGCGGUUGGGCUGGUGGGGUGCCGGCGGUUGGAGGAGGUGCUGACGCGGCGUAACGCCAGCCUGAGGGUGCUGGCGCUGGCGGGGAAUGAGAUGGAGCCGGCGGACCUGAAGAAGCUCGAGGCGCUGGCAGCUUCCGAGCGCAUCCCGCCACCGCAGCAGCGGCCCUACUCCGCCGCAGCUCCCUCAUCCCCCUACCUCACCUCAGCCGCAGCCGCCUCCUUCCCCGCCAGCAACCAUAGGGCCCGAGGUGCUUCGGCGCAGGAGGAUACCCAAACACACCCUGCGGGCCCGCUAGGUGCCCAGUCUCAGGCGCAGCAGCUGCGUCGCUCCACGCCACCAACAGCCGCCGCCGCCCCCGCAGCAGCGACGGGUGGCAUGUUCGGUGUCUCCGGUGGCGGCGGCGGCGGCGGAGGGGUGGCUCUGAUGAGGUCUCAGGGCAGCAGCAGCGGCGGCGGCAGCGGUGGUGGCGGCGGUGGCGGAGGAAGAGAGGCAGUCACCAAGGUCACCGCAGCUGCUAUCGCACAGCGGAUGGCGGCGGAUGGCCUUGUUGCUGCUCCCUCCGCGUCUGCAUUGGCUGCCCGGCAAAGGCAGUUGACUGGGCGGCAGGGGCCUAGCGCCGGCGGUAGCGGCAGCGGCAGCAGCGGCGGGGGCGGCGUCGCUGCUGCGCUGGACAAGCGCCUGCCCAGGAACAUCCGUUCGAGCAGCAUGCCUUUCCUCCUCGAGGAUCAGCCGUCACUACCGUUUGCCUCCUCCACCUCCACCCCGCUGCCCCGCGCGGCUGCAGCUGCAGCAGCCGGGUCGGCUGCAGCGUUCGCAGCCCCGGGGGCCGGCGCUGCCUACGCCCCCAGGGCCUCUGUAGGUGGUGGUUUAGACAUGGGUGGCGGGUUCGGGUCGUUAGUGGUUGGUGAGGGAGGAGGGGCGCUUGGAGGGCCUUAUACGGUCGGUUCUUACACGGGCGUUAUCGGGGGCGAUGGAGAUGAGGACCUGGAAGCGCUUCUGAGCCGCUACCGCAGCCGCACUGCUGCGGAGGUAGAGUUGGGGGUG